Messenger RNA from Zea mays, 3172 nucleotides. RefSeq names its product mediator of RNA polymerase II transcription subunit 25. Gene Ontology annotation, biological process: positive regulation of transcription by RNA polymerase II. Gene Ontology annotation, cellular component: transcription regulator complex; mediator complex. Bases 195 to 2852 code for a protein of 885 amino acids. NCBI's taxonomy places the organism in Eukaryota, Viridiplantae, Streptophyta, Magnoliopsida, Poales, Poaceae. The transcript is spliced from 15 exons. The record is from RefSeq and is a predicted model, not a curated record.
CUUGAGCGAUUGACCGAUGGGCCUUUUUGCCUUGUAUAAAUCCAACCCGUCUUCCUCGUCUUCGUUAGCGUCGCCGUUUCGGUCUCCGGAAAGGAAAGCAAAAGAGAAGGAGGGGGCGAGAGAAGAAACUGAUUUUUGGCGAGGCCAAGCCGGGGGUGGGAUUACCGGGAGCACGCUGACUGGGAUCACGGCGGAUGGCGGCGGCGGAUAGGCAGUUGGUAGUUGCCGUCGAGGGGACCGCGGCGCUGGGGCCCUACUGGUCCACCAUUGUGGCGGAGUACGUCGAGAAGAUCGUGAGGAGCUUUUGUGCAAGUGAACUGCCAGGCCAGAAGCUUGUGGGUACUCCGCCUGAACUUGCAUUAGUUGUUUUUCAUACCCAUGGACCUUACAGUGCUUUUGAUGUGCAGCGAAGUGGAUGGACAAAAGAUGUCGAUGCUUUCCUAUCAUGGUUAUCUGGAAUAUUGUUCAGUGGUGGAGGAUUCAGUGAAGCUUCUACUUGUGAAGGUCUUGCUGAAGCAUUGAAGAUACUUCAAGGCAAUCCUAAUACAACCCAAGGUCAUCAAAACCAUGAAGCACAAAAGCAUUGCAUACUUGUCGCUGCAAGUAAUCCUUAUCCUCUGCCAACACCUGUAUACUGUCUUCCUACUCAAAGUACUGAUCACAAAGAGAACAUUGAGACAUCAAAAGAACCUUCAAUUGCUGAUGCUGAGACCGUUGCAAAGUCAUUUGCUCAGUGCUCUGUCUCAUUGUCAGUGAUAUCUCCAAAACAGCUUCCAACAUUAAAGGCAAUAUACAAUGCGGGCAAGCGAAAUCUUCGGGCUGCUGAUCCAUCAGUCGACCAUGCGAAAAAUCCACACUUCCUUGUUUUGCUCUCUGAGAAUUUCAUGGAGGCACGGACUGCUCUUAGUCGCCCUUUACAUGGAAACUUGGCUCCAAAUCAAACCAUAACGAAGAUGGACACGGCACCUGCAGUGACUAUGCCAGGACCAACAUCAAAUGGCAACUCCUCAGUGAAUGCAAUGGCAGGCCGUCAACCAAUUGUUGGAGGUAUUUCUACCACAUCUGUUAAAGUGGAGCCAACAACCAUGCCACCGAUAGUUUCUGCACCUGCUUUCUCGCAUGUAACGCCUAUUUCAAAUGUGGCUUCACAAGGAAUAUCAGCACUGCAAACCUCAUCACCUUCUCUUAUUUCACAAGAAGCAAAUAUGGGAAAUGAUAAUGUACAAGAACACAAGCCUAUAAUAAACCCAGUUCAACAACCGAUUCGGCCUGGUGGUCAUGGCAGCCUCCUCAACAAUCUGUCACAGGUUCGGUUGAUGAACUCAACUUCUUUAGGAGGAGGAGCUACCUCGAUGGGACUGCCUAACAUGGGAGCAACACCAAUACAAGUCCACAUGUCAAACAUGAUAUCAAGCGGCAUGACAUCAACACCCUCUGUCAUCUCCUCUAUGUCUGGACCUGGACAACCUAUUAGUACUCAACAGAUGGUACAGAGCACAGCUCUUGGUUCGUUUGGCUCAAACACUCCUACUGUUACAGGCAAUUCAACUAUUGCUGUAUCAUCCUCUUUGACUAACAACCAAAGCAGCAUGGGCAUGGGUCAAUCUGUGCAAUCUGUGGCACAGGGAGGCUUGGUGUCUGGUUCACAAUUAGGACAAGGUGGAAUUGUUGCAAACCAAAAUGUGAUGAGCACCCUUGGACCUACAGCUAUCUCUUCAACGCCUGCGAUGAUGCCGACACCUGGGAUGGUCCCACAGACAGGAGUCAAUUCCUUAGGUGUGAAUAACAAUUCUGCUAUGAAUAUGCCUAUUACGCAGCAGCAUGCCAAUGCCCAACAGCCGCCACCAAAGUACGUCAAAAUUUGGGAGGGAACUUUAUCUGGCCAAAGGCAAGGACAGCCUGUAAUAAUUUGUAAACUCGAAGGUUAUAGGAGUGGAACAGCGUCUGAAACACUUGCAGCGGACUGGCCAGAAACAAUGCAGAUUGUUCGCCUCAUAGCCCAGGAGCAUAUGAACAACAAACAAUAUGUUGGCAAGGCAGACUUUCUAGUUUUUCGGACUUUAAAUCACCAUGGGUUUCUUGUACAACUACAAGAGAAGAAGCUGUGUGCUGUGAUACAGUUACCAUCGCAAACUCUGUUGCUGUCGAUGGCUGACAAAGCAGGUCGUUUGAUUGGCAUGCUCUUCCCUGGGGACAUGGUGGUGUUCAAACCGCAGGCCUCAACUCAGCAGACACCAAUGCAGCAACAGCAGCUACAGCAAUUUCAACAGCAGCAGCAGCAGCUGCAACAACACAUGCAUAUGCAGCCGCAAGGCCUCCCACUUCAGCAAUCACAGAUGCAACUCCAGCAACAGCAGCCGCAGAUGCAACCGAUGCAGCAGCAGCAACCUUCGCAGAUGCAGCAGCAGAUGCAAUCGAUGCAGCAGCAGAUGCAGCCAAUGCAGCAGCAAAUGCAGCAUCAACAGCAACAGAUGCAGCAUCAACAGCAACAGAUGCAGCAAAUGCAGCAGCAGCAGCAGCAACAACAACAACAACAACAACAGAUACAGCCUCAGCAGCAACAGAUGCAGCAAAUGCAGCAGCAGCAGCAGCAACAGAUGCAGCCUCAACAGCAACAGAUGCAGCAAAUGCAGCAGCAGCAGCAACAGAUGCAGCCUCAACAGCAACAGAUGCAGCAAAUGCAGCAGCAGCAGCAACAGAUGCAGCCUCAACAGCAGCAGCAACCCCAGAUGGUGGGUACAGGAAUGGGGCAGCAGUUCAUGCAGGGGCACAAUCGGGCAGUGCAGAUGAUGCAAGGGAAGAUUACGCCACAGGGGCCGGGCAGCAUGCCUGGGGGAGGCUUCCUACCUUAAGCACCUUUUAUCAGCAGGCAUCAGAUGAAUUGAGGGUUUACACUGACCCAAGUGUUGAGAUGUCAACUUCAUUUGACAGGGUUAGGGAAUAGUCACUCGGGGAGUGUUGCUAAAACUUAAUCUGAAAACUUAAGCAUCCCUGUCACCGAUAGGUAAAUGCCAGAUGUCCAUGCAUAGGUGCAUACUUUAUGAUAUGGUGGUGUACUCGUAAUCUUGAGUGACUUUAUGGCAUUGUUGUACUAGCCGUAAACUAUUAGGUAUAACAGAAUUAUUAUUUAAACUACAGUAAAAUAAGUGACCUGUGUUGUUUAGGGUUUAAA